AUGGGGUCUUCCUUCCAAGCGAAGGCAUGCAUUAUCCCUGUUUCAUUUUCCGAUCAUUUCCCUAUGGAAUUAAAGUUCAGUGAAGGCCUACCCAAGGGGAUGGGCGGCCUCAAAUUCUUAAGUAUGUGGUGGAGAGAUGGGGAGUUUCUUUCCAACCUUGAAUGGUGGUGGAAAGAAAGUAAUAUAUUCAGGGGUACCCCUAGCUUUUGCUUUGUAAAACGAAUGAAGUUUAUGAAGGAAAAAAUCAAAAGGUGGAAUAGAGAUUGUUUCAAAAACAUUUCUAAAGAAAAAAGUCGAAUUGAGGAAGCACUAUUGCAAAUAAACUUGGACACCAUUUUGAGGGGAAUGACCAAUGACAUGUUCCUGAGAGAAAAAGCGCUAAAGGAGGAGCUGGUAGAGGUUUUACUAAGAGAAGAAAUAUUCUUGAGACACAAGUCCAGAGAACUCUGGAUCAAAGAAGGAGAUGCAAAUAAAAAAAAAAUUCAUGCGUCGGUCAAGACAAAGCGUGAUAGAAACAAAAUUGAGACUGUCAUGCAUCAAAAUGGCAAAUUUAAUUCUUCCUUUGAGGCUAUAGAAGAGAUAGCAAUUAAUAAUUUCAAAAUAUUGCUUGGCAAUGACAAUGGAGUGAAAAAUAUUCAAUCGGCUCAGAUGGUGGAUGUUAUACAGCAUGAGAUCUCCGAUGAGGAUAACAAAUAUAUGUUGAGGCCUUUUUCUAAAGAGGAAGUGAGAAAAGCAGUGUUUGACAUGCAUCCAAACAAAGCUCCCGAUCCAGCUGGAAUUACAAUGGAAUGUUUUCAGAAAUGUUGGGGUUUUAUGGGCGAUGAAAUCUUUAAAGUGGUGGAGGAUUUUAGAAAAUAG
Molecule: messenger RNA, 858 nt
Organism: Cryptomeria japonica (Japanese cedar)
Lineage: Eukaryota; Viridiplantae; Streptophyta; Pinopsida; Cupressales; Cupressaceae
Exons: 1
Coding region: 1-858 (285 amino acids)
Source: RefSeq, a predicted model, not a curated record